This is a messenger RNA of Maniola jurtina (meadow brown), 2054 nucleotides long. Its product is annotated as zinc finger protein 184-like. The record is from RefSeq and is a predicted model, not a curated record. Gene Ontology annotation, cellular component: nucleus. Gene Ontology annotation, molecular function: DNA-binding transcription factor activity, RNA polymerase II-specific; RNA polymerase II cis-regulatory region sequence-specific DNA binding. The transcript has 3 exons. NCBI's taxonomy places the organism in Eukaryota, Metazoa, Arthropoda, Insecta, Lepidoptera, Nymphalidae. Bases 104 to 1975 code for a protein of 623 amino acids. Gene Ontology annotation, biological process: regulation of transcription by RNA polymerase II.
UCAACAUCACACAACACAUUCAUUACAAUUAUUUUUUACAUUAUUUUUCUCAAAUUUCAUCAAUCACCCAAAUUACUGUGGAUUAACCGCUUACAAUCCCACCAUGGGAAAGAAGCCUGACGAACCAGAGGAUGUCACGAAUAAGCCACUACCUUCGAUGAGUGAACCCACGGAGGUUCAAGAUGAUGUAGCAUCUACUCUAGCAACGCCAUUCGCGCAGCCAAUAAUCACUGCUUCAAAAUCGAAAGCCCAAAAACAACGUGAGUACAGACAGCGUAUCAAAGCAUCUAGAACUCCUGCUCAGGCGGCUGCUGCCAGAAAAGCGAAAAACGAAAGACAACGCAACAACAGAUUACGCCAAGCUGCUAACUUGGCAGCUGCGACGCUAUUUGCAGCACCAACAACUGCUGCUCCAAAAACAAGGGCACAAAUACAACGUGAGUACAGACAGCGGAUUGCUGCAUCCCAAACUCCUGCCCCAAAAACAAGGGCACAAAUACAACAUGAGUAUAGACAGCGGAUUGCUGCAUCCCAAACUCCUGCCCCAAAAACAAGGGCACAAAUACAACGUGAGUACAGACAGCGUAUCAAAGCAUCUAGAACUGCUGCUCAGGUGGCAGCUGCAAGAGAAGCACGUAAUUUAAGAGAACGAAACAACAGAUUACGCCAAGCUGCUAACUUGGUUAUUGCCAGUGGUACACUAGAAGCGUCAACUACAUCCUCAUCUCGUUCAGGGCAAAGGUUCAACACCGUCCAUAUUGAUACUCAACGACAAUUCACCGACCAACCACGUCAAACUUUAGCAACAGAACCAGCAGAAACUACUCUACAAUCAAGUACUUCUUCAGAUCAAAUUGAGGUUCAAGCACAAUCUACUUGGAACACUAAAUGGUCAUCAUCAAUCAUAAGAUUCGAAUCUACUUCUUUGGACAACGAUUUUGGCCACGCUUGCUCGGUCGACCUUAAACCCACUGCAGCACAGCUGAAGUUAACAAUGCAACAAAGUAAUGCUGCAGUGAAAACCGAGAGACAAGCCCAUGUUAACAAUUGUGACUUUGCACAAGUUUACAUUGAACCUAAAGCAGAAUUCUUAAAAGAAUGUUCACGAAUAAACCAAGAUAAGUGUCAAGAGACAAGUGCUAGUACUGUUGAGAAUGAAGAAGCAAAACCUCUUAUAUACGAGGGGCCUUACAGAGGCUUAUGCCAACAAUGUAAUCAAAGAUUCACAAAUCUGCUCCAAUUUCAAUACCAUAUGAAAACCAUGCAUGAUGAGGAAGAACCAUCCAAACUGAAUAAGUGCAAUAUAUGCCUUUAUGAAUUUGUAAAUAAUUCAGCCUUGGUUAACCAUAUGAGACUGCAUACGGGUGAAAAGCCUUUUGCAUGUGAAACGUGUGGUAAAAAAUUUGCUUUCAAAGUCGCUUUGGUCAGACAUUAUUGUAUUGACGGUGAGCAGCCCUACAUGAGAAAGGUGACAAUAGAAAAACCAAAAGUUUGUGAUGUAUGCCAUGCUCAAUUCAAAAGUAACACUAGUUUGAAUAAGCAUAAGAGGAAGCAUACAAGCCUAAAACCCUUUGGAUGUAACAUGUGUCACAAAAAUUUCAGGUUUAAAACCGCUCUCGUCUCACAUGUCUGUAUUAAUGAUGCAAAACCUAAAAUAAAAACCGAAAAUAGUGAGUUUGAGAUGACUAUAGAACCAAUAGGUAAUAUAGAAACUGUUAAAGUGGAGAAAAUUGAGAGCGAGACAGAUAUAGAAGUGAAGGAUAGGAUAGAUAUAAACCAUAGAGUUGAGAAAUCUAUAGAACCCAUAGAUAAUAUAAAAAUUGCCAAAGUAGAAAGUAUUGAGACAGGGACAGAUAUAGAUGCGAAGGAUAGGGUAGAGAUAAAGAUAGAAAGAGAUGAGUUGGAGUUGGGAGACACAGGUAUGGCAGAAAUAAUGAUAGAAGCAAUUAAGACAGAGAUUAAAGAGGAGUACUAAAACGGAGUUAGAAAAGAACGGUGAUGGCCUGGUAGUGCACGGGCGUGGCAGAACGAGAGCGCCAUUUGGGAUGCCCAAC